GGCGCGUACGUGGUCACACGUCACCAAAUUUACGUUAGGAAAUAGCCGGGACCAGAUCGCAGGCACUGCACCGCGCAUAUUGACAAAUUUCCUCCUUCUUCAAUGCCACGAUGGCUGUCGUGGCCUUUCUCUUCCUUCGUUUGAUUCAUGCGUUAUAUUCCAUUGCCGUCUUCGUGUCUUCGUGCUGGCAACGUUUCAAUUUUGUUCCGCCUCUUCCUCUCAAUGCAACGCGUCGUCGUGUACCAAAACACUUGGCCGUGAUUUUCGUUCCAGACCUUGAUGUACAUCCGGACAUUACACAUGUGUGUUUGUUGGAAAGUGUCUAUAGGACGAUAGACUGGUGUCGUGAAUUGGGCAUUGAGAAGGUUACUUUAUAUGACAGUGAAGGGUUACUCCAGGCAUCAGCUACCACCAUUCGUCACCAUAUAGCCCUGUCAUCGCAACCUUGUGAAACUGCUGCCUCCGUGGACCACGAGUAUCCCCCAACACCCCCGCUCUCGGAGCCAGAUUCCCGGCCAGUCUCUCCAGAACAUAUUCCAGAAGUGAAUCCAUACACGGUCAUUUCUCUUCCAAGGUCUUGUGUUGCUGCGGAUGGACGACGGAGACCUUCAGCUACGCGAAAUUCACAUGGACCAAUGAUAUUGUACCUCGUCUCCUCCUCCUCAUCUAAACCCGCGAUCGCUGCGGCUGCGCGUUCCAUUUGCAAAUUAGAGCUCUCUUAUUCAAAAAUAUCUACCGACAAAUUUAAACUUUCGGUUGAGGAAUUAGGUCAGAGACUCGAGGGAAAAGACGGAGUUCCUCCACCUGAUUUCAUGAUCGUGCACCCGAUGUCUCCAUCCAAGUAUAACCGUACACCACCAGAACUACACGGGUUUCCUCCUUGGCAAACAAGACUUACUGAAAUAUACCAUAAUCGACACAUAAAACGGCACGCGGCUUGGAUAACUUGGGUCCUCCCUCAGAGAUUCUACUCUGCCAGAUGGCCCGUCCCACUAACGGAGAUGGAGUUUAGAGAGGCCCUUGACGAGUACGCAGGUGCCGAGAUGCGCUUUGGGAAGUAGCUGUGUGUGUAGAAGUUGUUCUAAUAAUGUUGGACAUUUAUACAAGUUAGAAUACAUAUCUGUGAGUGUUUUGGUGGAGGUGACUCGCGAUGCAUGAGCUGACGCGUAUAGCUAGGUUUAUGUAUACUUGACCUUAAUCCCAUUUCGUUUCACCUAUUCCUAAAGGUGAAGCUGUGUU
Desarmillaria tabescens is the source of this 1239-nucleotide messenger RNA. RefSeq lists its product as uncharacterized. Gene Ontology annotation, molecular function: ditrans,polycis-polyprenyl diphosphate synthase [(2E,6E)-farnesyl diphosphate specific] activity. The coding region runs from base 111 to 1061 and encodes 316 amino acids. The record is from RefSeq and is a predicted model, not a curated record. NCBI's taxonomy places the organism in Eukaryota, Fungi, Basidiomycota, Agaricomycetes, Agaricales, Physalacriaceae. The transcript is spliced from 5 exons. Gene Ontology annotation, cellular component: endoplasmic reticulum membrane; dehydrodolichyl diphosphate synthase complex.